Arabidopsis lyrata subsp. lyrata is the source of this 845-nucleotide messenger RNA. RefSeq lists its product as uncharacterized. The record is from RefSeq and is a predicted model, not a curated record. The transcript has a single exon. The coding region runs from base 278 to 730 and encodes 150 amino acids. Lineage: Eukaryota; Viridiplantae; Streptophyta; Magnoliopsida; Brassicales; Brassicaceae.
GGUUAUGGUAGAGGAAGAUUUGGAGGUGACAGUUCCGGCAGAGGCAUGGGACAAGGAAGGUCCAUCUUGCAAUCUCAAGGAGAAGUAACCGGUGAUCACAACCAAAAGCAGAAUUUAUCCAAAGUGAUGCGACAAGGCUGGUCAGCAUCAAGUUGUUUGGAGUAAGCAAGCCGACAUGUCUGCAAGCCGAAGGACUUGCUGAGGGACGUGCUGAAGGACUCGUUGAAGGACUCACUGAAGGACUGACUGAAUGAAUUGCUAAUGAAUCUACAAGGACAUGGCAUGCUCGGUUAGGUCAUAUAAGUUUUUGGAAUUGAUUCACGGAGAAGAUGUUGGAGAAGGACAUGAAGAAGAUGAUGUCAUGGAGGAUAUCACUCAAGACAACCACGAGGAUGAGGUUGGUGAAGUAGUUCAAGGAGUACCACAGCUGACAAAGUCUGGUCGACAAGUGAAUCAGCCGCAGUACCUUGAAGACUAUGUUAUGAAGUCCGAAACAGUUUCCGGUUUGUUCCAGAAAACUUAUGAUGAAAGUGAGAGACGAGCCAAGAUCAACAAGAACAGGUGGUUCCUUGUUGACAUAUCGAUUGAAGUUUUUGAUCGGUACAAAAGGUUUGAAGAGUGUGUAGAGAAGCAAGCCGGCUUAUCCAUAAAAACCUUUCGCACCGAUAGAGGAGGAGAGUUUAUGGAGCUCAAUCGAUUACGCAUAGAGGAGGAGUCUCUAUGCAUUUAAUGAAGAUUCGAUGUUGCAUAGAGGAGGAGUCUCUAAGCAUCUAAUGAAGAUUCGAGGUUGCAUGGAGGAGGAGUCUCUAGGAACCUAAUGAAGAUUCUGAAUGAUAUGUGGGGAG